UUUCCUCCUGCUCUGGAAGGAUGUGAGAAGCACCUUGCAGAGGUAUGAGAAAAGAGAGAGUCCAGAGAAGCCACUGCCUUUCCCUCCAGAGCUGAGGAACAGGGUCUUGGAAUCCUGUGAUCUAAAUCACCUUGUGGAGGAUGCCAUGAAACAAUGGGAAGAUGCUGUGUUAUACAGAAAACAGACUCAGAAAGCAAAUGUCACUCUGGAUCCAGACACAGCCCAUCCCAGCCUCAUCCUGUCGGAGGAUCAGAAAAGCCUGAGAUGGGGAGACAAACCUCAAGCCCUGCCUGACCAUCCGGAGAGAUUCAGAUGCGACCCUUGUGUGUUGGGACGGGAGGGAUUCACAGCAGGCAGACAUUUCUGGGAAGUCACUGUGGGAAGUGGGGGGGGGGUCUGUGGGGGUCGCCAGGAAGUCUGUGGGGAGAAAGGGGUGCCUCCCCUUUAGGCCUGAGGAGGGGAAUUCAGGAGGGAAGUACCAGGCCUUCACCUCCCCUGAACCCUCUCCUCUUUCCCUGAGGGAGGAUCCGGGUGACUCUGGACUAUGAAGGGGGACGUGUGUCUUUUUCUGACGCCGAACUCUGCACGUUCUCAGGAGCCUCGUUCUCGGGAGAGAGCCUCCUCCCUUUCUUUCAUCUGAGGGGAAAUGAAACCCACCUCAGGAUCUCCUGAGGAGACUAGAUCUGCCUCUCAGGCCCAGCAGGAGUUUCUCUCCAGACCAGAGGGACGGACAUUUACCCACCAGGAGAACCUGGGGCAGUUUUUCAAGGGCCCUUUGAGAAGAUUCCUUUUCCUUCCUUUCCCCACAAUUCCCUCUGCAGCUUGCUUCUUCUGAAAGAGGCAGUCACACUUUUAACAGUCCCAAUAAAUCAUCUUUUCCUCA
Molecule: messenger RNA, 883 nt
Organism: Podarcis muralis (Common wall lizard)
Lineage: Eukaryota; Metazoa; Chordata; Lepidosauria; Squamata; Lacertidae
Source: RefSeq, a predicted model, not a curated record